CUUGAAUUAAGUGACAAUUAAGUGACAACGUUGGUGGCAUACCCAUCUAUGGGACCAGUGCCGCACAAUACUACGUAAAUAUUUGGAACAGUGCGUUGGCAUACAACCUCAAUCAAAAUCGAUAACCAUGUCUUCGCUGACACUCAAUGCAGUAGAAUACGACUUCGAAGACUAUGUACUUCAACACGGUAUCCCGGAGACUCUCGACCCGCUUCCAUAUCGCAAGGCAGGAAGCGUCUUCUCCAACGCGGUCGAAAACGACGAUCCCAACAAUAGCAACGCGAACGAAACCGGCGGCGCCUCGAAUUCUGAUCUACAAAGUGGCAACUUGACGAGCGCCAAGCACGAUCCCCGUCUGCGCACGGUUGUGUGUCGCCAUUGGUUGCGAGAUUUGUGCAUGAAAGGUAGUGCUUGCGAAUUUUUACAUCAAUACGAUCUUUCGAAGAUGCCUCUUUGUCGACACGGAGAACGGUGCAAAAUUUCUGAUUGGUGAGUUGUGAUGAUUUUCGCAUUAGUCCAUAGCGCUGAAACAUUUAGUAUUUUUGUGAUACCUCAAUGAGUUUCGAAGAGAAUUCUGGUUGUUUGCCUCUGUCUGUGAUUGGUUUUCUCUGACAAAAAGCUUUUUCCUUUCGACAACCAACAAUCAUACCGCCUUUCCGCAUUGACGAAACGUGAUGCAAUACGUGAUCAUAAAAUCUCAGUCCAUUUCGGCACAUAAGCGAAGCUAAUAGGUUAGAAU
Pseudo-nitzschia multistriata is the source of this 739-nucleotide messenger RNA. The record is from the annotation of a GenBank genome assembly. Lineage: Eukaryota; Bacillariophyta; Bacillariophyceae; Bacillariales; Bacillariaceae.